GCUUAGUUGAUCGCCCUCUGAAGCCAAGGAAUGUGAGGCUGCUGUCCACUAAAAUGGGCCUGAAAGUCACGUGGGAGCCACCCAAAGAUGCUGCCAGUAGACCCGUGGAGCAUUACAACAUUGCCUAUGGGAAGUCACUGAAAAGCCUUAGCUACAUCAAGGUGAAUGCGGAGACAUCCUCCUUCCUUAUCGAGGAUGUGGAGCCGGGGGUAGUGUACUUUGUGCUGGUUACUGCAGAAAAUCACAGUGGAGUGAGCCGUCCAGUUUACAGAGCUGAAAGUCCACCUGGAGGUGAAUGGAUCAAGAUUGAUGGUUUUCCCAUUAAGGGUCCAGCACCACUUAAUGAAACCGUCGCAGAAAAGGAAGUGCCCAACAAGCCCUUGCGUAUGCGCAUCCGGUCUUCAGAUGACAAGCUGUCUGUUCAGUGGAAAGCCCCACGCCUGUCCGGAGCCAAGAGUCCCCGCAGAUCACGAGGUUUUCUUCUGGGCUAUGGGGAAAGUGGCCGAAAGAUGAAUUACGUCCCAUUGACAAGAGAUGAGCGAACGCACGAAAUUAAAAAGCUCGCCUCUGAGUCAGUGUACGUGGUCUCCCUGCAGUCUGUGAACUCCCAGGGCCGGAGCCAGCCAGUCUACAGGGCAGCCUUGACAAAGCGGAAAAUUGCAGAAGAGGAUGAGCUGGAUGUGCCCAAGGACAUCAGCGUCCGUGUGAUGUCAUCCCAGUCUGUGCUCGUAGCCUGGGUGGACCCUGCCUUGGAAAAACAGAAGAAGGUUGUUGCAUCAAGACAGUACGCAGUGCGCUACCGAGAAAAGGGGGAGUCAGCAAGGUGGGAUUACAAGCAGACCUCCAACAGACGUGUGCUGGUUGAGAACCUGAUUCCAGACACCAUGUAUGAAUUUGCAGUCCGUAUUUCACAGGGUGAAAGAGAUGGCAAGUGGAGCACGUCUGUCUUCCAAAGAACACCAGAAUCUGCUCCUACCACAGCUCCUGAAAAUUUAAAUGUCUGGCCAGUCAAUGGCAAAGCAACAGCCGUCACUGCAUCUUGGGAUCUACUUCCCGAGACGGAGGGGAAAGUGAAAGAAUACAUUCUUUCAUACGCCCCGGCUCUCAAACCAUUUGGAGCAAAGUCCCUCACCUACCCUGGAGAGACUACUUCUGCCAUAGUGGAUGGUCUGCAGCCUGGGGUACGGUAUCUUUUCAAAAUCCGGGCCUCAAACAGGAGAGGACAGGGUCCUCAGUCCAAAGCCUUCGUUGUCACUAUGCCAACAACCAGUACCGGUGACUCAAAUAUUGAGCUGAAAGCAGAUGUGGCGGAUGAUUUGAAACCUGCAAAACCCGAGCCUUCGUCCUCUUCUCCAAGAGUCCCAGCUUCCUCAAGACAUAUUCAGUUGCCUGUUUCUCCCCACAGUAGAAAUGCCAAGAACCAUCUUCUUGACUUGAAGAACAAAAUAUUGGCUAAUGGUGGGGCACUCAGAAGGCCCCAGCUCCACAGUAAAAAGACUGAAGAUUUGGACCUCCAGUCAACUGAAGUCACUGAGGAGGAGCUGGAGUCCCGCAUAGACUCACACACGUUGUCCUCUGAGACCCAAGAACGAAAGCAAACCCUGAGGCCAUCACCUCCGAGUAGGUCUUUGCCUGCUGCUCUAAUUCCUGGGAGGACUCCAGUUCGAGCCCAGAUGCCAAUGUUGCCCCGAAAGGAAGCCAUAGACAAGCAUGGCUCCUCAUGGUCCUCUCACCCUGCUCCGGAGGCCUCUCCCUCAACAUCCACCUCAUCUGCACACCACACCUACACCGAUGCUGAAACAGGGCACCUGAGACAGGGCAGCUCAAGGCGUCCUUCCACAGGACCCUCUGCAAGCUUGCCUGCCAAUAGCGCCGACAACGACUCCAUUGAUGAAGAAGAUGACAAGGAAGAGCGUGCUGCCCAUGUCCCCCAACCCAAGUCCUCUAAGAAACUGCCUUCUAGAACGCCAGCACAUUCUAGGCCAGCCAUGCCGAGCAGCCAGCAGUCAGCUUCCAGCACUGUGCGGGAGAGAAGCCAAGUGCACCCUGAGCAGAGGACGCCCCAUUCUGAGGGCCUGGAGGAAAAUCUGGACAUUCCAGGCCUAUCCUCAAGACUUUCUCUAUCCAGGGCCUCAUCUAGGUUGCUGCCAUCUGAACCACAUGCUGGCUCUCCACUCUCCAGGGGGCUGAAAAACGGCCACCUCAUGGGGGCCACCCACUCCAAUACACCAUCACGGUUUACUGUGUCUUCCCCAGCCUCUUCCCGUCUCCCCUGGAGGACACAGAUCUCUGAUGGCAAUGGCGACAGUGACAAUGACGCAGAAUACAGAGGCAGGCAGACAGAGGCCGCUGCCCCCACACUUCGGGCCCGGCUGCCAGCCAGUCGGCCUGUCUCUGGACAUCUCAGUUUUUUUAGAAACAGGCCGUUUGGUGCCAACGGUCGAUAUCCAAGCAGGUUUGGCAAUGGCCGAGGGUUGCGGCUCCAGCCAUCUGGGGUCCCCCAGUCCACUGUGUCCUCCCGAGUGCCAUCCAGGGUUAACUCUCACCCAACCUCCAGUCACAGGCUUGGCACAGGUAUCCGUGGAGAUGACGAGGAGAGGAACGCGGAGGACGAACAGCCGCUUCCUGCCACCGUUAUCAAUGACCUUGUACCCUCCUCCUCCAGGCAGCCUGCCUCCCGGGGGAUGGACCACCUCAGAAGGGUCCUUCAGAGAGCGCCCAGUGUGCAAAGAAAGGACCCCCUCUCAGGAAACCUCAAAUCCGCGGUGACUUCUCCAUCAGAGUCGGCAGAAGUGCCUUCGCAGGGCAAGUCCGCGGCACCGCUCUCCAAGGCACAGGAUGUCCAAAAGAGCUCAGACAAGGAGGGCGAUGCUUCCCAAACACAGCCAGUGUCCCCAGGGCGCCAGCCCUCCCCGGCGAGACUGUCACCUGCGCGGUCACAGCCCCACCCUGGGUCCAGUGUUCCGAGAAGGACAGCCCCUGGCCAAGGUCUGGGCGCCAGAGCUGCCGCCUCAGAGAAGCAUCCUUGGCCACACCGCCCUGUGUCCCAGCACCAGCCCCGGGGACACCAGGACAAGGACCCAGGGCACGCAUUCUCCAGACCCAGUCAAGAGCAUCCUCAGUCUGGAGGGUCCCAGGCCGCGUCUCCAGCACCUCAACACCCACGGGCCCCCCAGCCCUCUUUCUCGGCCUCCCUGCAGGGUCAGGACGAGGACACCGAUAGGAGGCACGACGACAACCCAGAGGACAGCUUGGAAGCAGCGGCCCAGGACGUGCGGCUUCCCACGCGCUCGGCCCAGGCCCCGGAGGCCGCCGCGGCCCUCUCCAAGCACCGCCAGGUGGAGGCUGGGGCCGGCCUCACCGACGAGAAAGCCCGCGGCCGACACGCGGCCCCCCGAGGCCCAGGCUGGGUCCUGAGGCCCGGCGGCUCCCACCCCGCGCCCCGCACCCGGGUCCCCGGCCGCGCGGGGCCGCAGGCGGGGGAGAAGAACGGCGCCGUCCAGGCCGCGCCGGGGAAACUCCAGCCUCUGCCCAAAAGGCCUCUGCCGCCCAAGUCUCCGCAGUCGGUCUCCGCGGAGGAGGAGGAGGAUGCUGGCCUUCCCAAAGGAGGAAAGGACGACGCCCCUCGGGCCCCAGUUCCCAAGUGGCCCUCCUCCUCGGUCUUCACGGGCGCCAAACACGCGGAGGGCAACCUCGCCGAGGACAAGCGGGGGCCUGCGCUCGCGCUCCCCCCGGCCCGGGCGGGCCCUCGGCCGGAGGAGGAGGCUCCCCGCAGGCGGCCGCUCCCGGCCCGAGCCUCCCCCGCGCCGCCCACGUCCGCCCCGCGCAGCCCGGCCACCCCUGGGCCCGGGCCCGGCACCCCUGCGCGCCCACCGCCCCCCACGCGCGCGCCGCCCACCUACACCGAGACCACCCCCAUGCUGUCCCUGCGCCAGCGCAUGAUGCAGGCCAGGUUCCGGAACCCUCUGCAGCGCCCGCCGGCCAGACCCACCUACAGACAAGGUUAUAAUGGCAGACCAAGCAUAGAUGGGAACGUUCUUCCUGGUAGCAAUGGAAAACUAAGUGGACAAAGAAUUAUCAAUGGCCCUCAAGGAACAAAGUGGGUCGUGGACCUUGAUCGUGGGUUAGUGCUAAAUGCAGAAGGAAGGUACCUCCAAGACUCACAGGGGAAUCCUCUUCGGGUUAAACUAGGAGGAGAUGGACGGACCAUUGUGGAUCUGGAAGGGACCCCUGUGGUGAGCCCUGAUGGCCUCCCCCUCUUUGGGCAGGGGCGGCAUGGCAAACCUGUGGCCAGUGCCCCAGAGAAGCCCAUUUUAAGCCUUGGAGGGAAGCCCCUAGUGGGCCUGGAGGUUGUCAAAACAACCACCCGUGCCCCCUCCACAACUGUGCGGCCCACCACUACUACCACCCCUCUGCCUACUACUACAACCCCACGACCCACGACGACCACCACCCGGCGGACAACCACUACCACCCGCCGGAUGACCACCACCACACGCCCAAGGACAACAAUCCGGACCACCACACAGACCACCACCACCACCCCUGAGCCCACCACCCCAGUCCCCACCUGUCCCCCUGGCACUGUGGAACAGCUUGACGAAAAUGGCAACCGGAUAAUGGGCUCCAAUGGGAUCCCUGAGUGCUACCCUGAAGAAGAUGAGUUCUCUGGACUGGAGAGUGACACGGUGAUACCCACAGAGGAAGCCUACGUUGUCUAUGAUGAAGAUUAUGAAUUUGAGACUGUGAGGCCAACAGCCACCACCAAGCCCUCAACGACUGUGGCCACACCGAGUGUCAUUUCACCAGAAGGGUCAAUCAGCUCUUUCCCUGAGGAAGAAUUUGAUCUGGCUGGAAAGAAACGAUUUGUUGCUCCUUAUGUGACGUACCUAAAUAAGGACUCGUCAGCUCCAUGCUCCCUGACCGAUGCCCUAGAUCACUUCCAAGUGGACAGCCUGGAUGAAAUCAUUCCAAAUGAACUGAAGAAGAGUGAUCUACCCCCUCAGCAUACUCCCCGCAACAUCACCGUGGUUGCUGUGGAAGGCUGCCACUCAUUUGUCAUCGUGGACUGGGACAAAGCCGCCCCAGGAGAUGUGGUAACAGGUUACUUGGUCUACAGUGCAUCCUAUGAAGACUUCAUCAGGAACAAGUGGUCUGCUCAAGCUUCAUCGGUAACUCAUUUGCCCAUUGAGAACCUGAAGCCAAAUACAAGGUAUUAUUUUAAAGUCCAAGCCCAAAAUCCUCAUGGCUAUGGGCCUGUCAGCCCUUCAGUCUCAUUUGUUACGGAAUCAGACAAUCCUCUGCUUGUGGUGAGGCCGCCAGGUGGUGAGCCCAUCUGGAUUCCGUUUACUUUCAAACACGACCCUGGCUACACAGACUGCCACGGCCGGCAAUACGUGAAGCGGACGUGGUACAAGAAGUUUGUGGGCGUCGUUCUCUGUAACUCCCUGAGGUAUAAGAUCUACCUCAGUGACAACCUCAAAGACACAUUCUACGGCAUCGGGGACAGCUGGGGAAGAGGUGAAGACCAUUGCCAGUUUGUGGAUUCACACCUUGAUGGAAGAACAGGGCCUCAGUCCUACGUAGAAGCCCUACCUCCCAUUCCAGGCUACUAUCGCCAGUAUCGCCAGGAACCAGUCAGAUUUGGUCGUAUUGGUUUCGGAACCCCCUACUACUAUGUGGGCUGGUACGAGUGUGGGGUCUCCAUCCCAGGAAAGUGGUAGCCACAGGACAGUCAUGCUGAGUCACCCUGACCGGCCCCAUGGACGAACUUGCACUAGGGCCUGUGAGCACGUGGUCUAGAGAGGAAGAUAAAGACAAUGUCCCAGCUCUACCGUCUCAGGUGUCCAGAAGAGCAGAUGAUGAUACUGGGCAUUCUGGUUAUCUCCCGUCUGGAGCUCUGUCUCACUUCAUGCCUGGACUACAAACAGGAUUCAACUGCCAUGCUUACAUUGCUUCUCUACAUUUUUUGUUUAUGAUAGCACAUCCCCGGAGACAACAGAAACCAGCAGCUACCGGGGAUGCCGCUGCUUCACAGCAAUUUUCAAACUUUUUAGGUGCAAAACUCAGACAUUUCUGUAUCUCCAAGCAACAGCAUGAGCAUGCUGUGCUGUUUCCUUGGAUUCCUCCAAAGCUAGCUGAAUGUAUGCUUCAGACGUCUUCAUUUGCAGUAGAACUGAGUUACUAAAAACACCACCAAAGCAACCAUAUCCCACUUAAGAUUUAUCCUAUGGACUUACUCACUGCUAGACUAAGUAUAUCAAAUCUUAUUUGUAAAUUCUUAAUUUUGAUAUAUAUGUAUAUAUGCAUAUACAUAUACAUACUUGUCUGCAAGAAUAUUAAUUAAAAUUGCUACGUUUGUACUUGUUCACUAGAUGAAUGUGUGUGAAAGUUUUUGGAACAAAGGUGCUGUUUAUUAGCAUCUUUUAGAAGGGUCCAGGGAAUAUAUACUGUACUUAAUAUAACCGAAGCGGAAAGCUGUGUGUUCCUCCUGUGAGUGCUACUGGGCUAUGAGAGUUACUGGCAUACCAAGAUAUUAGCAAUGUUUAGUACCUGACCUGUACUAGCCAUCAC
This is a messenger RNA of Loxodonta africana (African savanna elephant), 6573 nucleotides long. It is a transcript of the gene FNDC1, whose product is annotated as fibronectin type III domain containing 1. The transcript has 22 exons. NCBI's taxonomy places the organism in Eukaryota, Metazoa, Chordata, Mammalia, Proboscidea, Elephantidae. The record is from RefSeq and is a predicted model, not a curated record. Bases 54 to 5723 code for a protein of 1889 amino acids. Gene Ontology annotation, molecular function: protein binding.